AUGUCACGCGCAACAGAGGCUGACCAAGAUUUCCCAGAAAUCCCAAUCAGUGGGCCAUACCAGAAAACUAUGACGGACCUGGAGAACGGAACUUAUCCCACCAAAACCACGGCUGCACAGUGGUCAAUCACAUGGCAAUAUCCUCGAGGUCCAAUAACCCAACCUGUGCAUGCCUUUCCCAACAUCAAAGUGGACACAGAUGCCUUUCCCGUCGAAAUUUCCAAGGUAUCAGCAAUCAACUUCGAGACCGAAUGGUACUACGGCGUCGGUGACGAGAGGCCGGAAGCCGUCGACAUCGCUGCCCUGACCACCGCCCAAAUAAAUGCCAAUGUGGCCAUCGACAUGUUCUUGGACUCAAAUCCCAACAAAGCCAUAGACACAACACAAGCCAAGUACGAGGUGAUGAUCUGGCUGGGCCAGUACGGAGCCUCCACGCAGCAGAUUGGUCUCGAAGAAGGCGUCGUUACGACUCAGAUAGUCAAUGGGACGACUUUCAGUCUAUACACCGGUGUCAACGGUCUCAACCAGAAUGUCUUGACGUGGGUUGCGCAAGACGCUGCGACCGGUCAUACCAAUUUCUUUGCCGAUCUGGGUCCAUUGCUGCAAGGCUUGACAGGGAUAGGUGGGCCUACUGUGGAUGAUUACCUCGGGUAUAUUGCGUUCGGCUCUGAGGCUUAUGAUUCGGGUUCAAACGUCACGUUCUACAACAAGCAUUUGUCCUUCGAUCUGGUGACUGUAUAA
Cladophialophora yegresii CBS 114405 is the source of this 741-nucleotide messenger RNA. RefSeq lists its product as uncharacterized. The record is from RefSeq and is a predicted model, not a curated record. Lineage: Eukaryota; Fungi; Ascomycota; Eurotiomycetes; Chaetothyriales; Herpotrichiellaceae. The coding region runs from base 1 to 741 and encodes 246 amino acids. The transcript is spliced from 4 exons. Gene Ontology annotation, biological process: polysaccharide catabolic process. Gene Ontology annotation, molecular function: cellulase activity.